CAUGGGCCCAUGUAAUUAAAAUAGUGUAAUUUGAAAUUACUGAUGUGUUCUCGGGAAGAUCAAUAUAUAAUUAGAAAGAAGGCUCUGCGCCGACGGCGUAGAAGACGAUGCGUCUCUUGUCGUCGCCGAUAAAUCGAGGCUUCUUCGACUAUGUUGAACUCUAUCCAUCGCUCGUUUCAUCUUACUUCCCGCCACCAGAUCGUCCUUCGGCUGUGCUCUCCGUCGGCGAGUAGGACGAUAAUGAGUUCUUCUCCUCACUCUCCGAUCCCAAAGACGCAUGUGAGUGAUCGUUUUCGCAUUCUCUAGACUAUUAUCUUUCAACCUAGUUUCGCUGAUUUUGAACCAUUUUUACUAUGCCGCUGAUCGCAUGAAUUUGAUUGGAAAAAAAUGCUCUCAUGCUUUCAUAGUUUAUAUUCAAUUUCCAGUGGCAUACCAUAUCAAGUACUGUUGUUUAGAGAUUAUGAACUCUCCAUUGGCUCCCAGUGAUUUUCCUAUGAUCAAAGCAUAAUCGUGGCGGUAUCUAAAGGACACGUUAUGUUAAUUCUGUUAAGCAGACUGCAUCGCUUGACUCACUUAAUGAUUAUGAAGAGCAAUUUCCACCACUUACUGGUGGCUCUAAGACGAAGAAGUUUUAUCUUGGUUCUACCAAUCCUUCUACUCCAUGUCAAAGUUCACAGCUUCAAAACUGGACAAGCGGUAAGGAUGCUUUGUCUUUGCAGAGGAAUUUGGGAUGUAAGAAUAGGAGGAGGAGACGGGCUUCACGGUUUUUACAUGAAGAAUCCAAUGGGACAACUUUUGAGGUUGGCGCUGGUAUUGGCUCUCCAACAAGUAUGGUUCAUUUUGAUUCUACCAACCCUUCUUCUUCUAGUAAAAGUUCACAAUCUCAAAAUUUGAAAAUCCGCAAGGUUAGGAAUCACAGGAAUUCUGGAUUCAAGAGUAGGGAUCAAAGUCCUCAGAGGAUAAAGGAUCCUCCGCCUUUCGACAUAUGUUCUUCAGUCCUCGAAAGAAAUGAUACAAGUAUAAAAGAUUGGAUUUUGGCGGAUGAAACAAACAGAGAAACUGUUGAAGUUAGUAAUAAACACAAAGUUAUAAGGCCUGGAAUGGUGCUUCUUAAAGACUUCCUUACGCCUGAUAUACAGGUUGACAUUGUGAAAACAUGCCGAGAACUUGGUGUUAAGCCCACAGGAUUUUACCAACCGGGGUAUAGUGUUGGUUCAAAGCUUCAUCUGCAAAUGAUGUGCCUUGGGCGAAACUGGGAUCCUCAGACUAAAUACAGGAAAAACACUGACAUUGAUAGUAAAGCACCAGAGAUCCCUGUCACAUUUAAUGUCUUGGUAGAAAAGGCGAUCCGAGAGGCACAUGCUCUCAUAGAUAGAGAAUCAGGAACAGAAGAUGCGGAGAGGAUACUUCCAGUGAUGUCACCAGACAUUUGCAUAGUCAAUUUCUACUCAGAAACUGGAAGACUUGGUCUCCAUCAGGACCGUGACGAAAGCGAAGAGAGUAUAGCAAGAGGGUUGCCGAUAGUGUCCUUCUCCAUAGGUGAUUCUGCAGAGUUCUUGUACGGAGAGAAGAGAGACGUAGAAGAAGCUCAAGGAGUGAUAUUAGAAUCAGGAGAUGUGUUAAUAUUCGGGGGAGAAUCGCGAAUGAUCUUCCAUGGCGUCAAGUCAAUCAUACCAAACUCAGCUCCCAUGUCUCUACUCAACGAGUCCAAGCUCCGAACAGGACGUCUCAAUCUUACUUUUAGGCAUUUCUAAUCAUCUUUCAAUUUUAUCAAAUAUAUAAAGAAUUAUUGAAAAAAUAAGUAAACCCUAAAUUUGAAGAAUUUCUCUUUAUUAAUUUUAAAAAUACAUAAAAAUCCAAAAUCUCAAAAUAAAAUGAAAAGAAAUCGUUGAAUAAUUUUGCUGUAAUUUAGGUGAAAUAAAAAUAUAGAUGUGCAACAUUAUUUUCCUUAAAUUUAUGUAUAUUGAAAAAGAAACAAAUUUUGUUGAUUUCCCAGGUGGUAUAUAUUACUAUCAUUAAUU
This is a messenger RNA of Arabidopsis thaliana (thale cress), 2021 nucleotides long. Its product is annotated as 2-oxoglutarate-dependent dioxygenase family protein. Gene Ontology annotation, molecular function: DNA N6-methyladenine demethylase activity. The record is from RefSeq and is marked reviewed. Gene Ontology annotation, cellular component: cytoplasm; nucleus. NCBI's taxonomy places the organism in Eukaryota, Viridiplantae, Streptophyta, Magnoliopsida, Brassicales, Brassicaceae. The coding region runs from base 831 to 1754 and encodes 307 amino acids. The transcript is spliced from 3 exons.